GUAAAUUCACAGAUAAUCCGACCCAGUAUAUUAAUCUUAACUCUAACAAAUACGAGCAUAUAUACGAUCCAGAAACUGGUUUUAUUAGAGUUAUGAAUAAAUUUAUAGGGUCGCCUGGCUUAAAUCGUCAACCGGAAAAUUCAAUUUCGGCCAAUCACGAGUUGAGAAAACGUCUCCAUAUUACAUAUACUUUGUGGAUAAGAAUAUGCGAGAACGAAACUCGAAAAGGCAAUGAGAAAAUGUUAGUUAUGGGACUUUGGAAUCUCUGUAAUUCCGGAUCGUCGUUGCGAUUAGCCAACUUCGCGCGAUCGUCACCUCAAAAGGGUUUCAUUCGUGCACCUAAGAUGAAAUACUCUGCAUAUUCACAGACCUUGAUAUUAAUUGUGUAUGGCAACAUUUCUGUGGAGGUUGAAUAA
Messenger RNA from Acaulospora morrowiae, 416 nucleotides. Lineage: Eukaryota; Fungi; Glomeromycota; Glomeromycetes; Diversisporales; Acaulosporaceae. The record is from the annotation of a GenBank genome assembly.